CCCGGGGGCGGGUGGCGUGCUGUCGCCGUCGCUGGCGGUGGCGGCGGCGCCUAUGUCCUCGCCCCCGGCGCCGCCCGGCAACGGAGGCAGCAACAGCAACGGCAGCGGCGGCGCCGGCGUCACGUGGUGGGCCAUGAUGAACGGCAGCCUCUACGAGGACAGCCCACCGCCACCCCCGCACCAGAGGCUCGGCGCACUGAGUCACCGCGCCGGCCUAUACUUACCUCCGCCUUCUGGGACUACCGCCGCGGCCUUGGCGUCGUUUCUGCAGCCGCCCGGGCGCGUGGGCGUCGCGGCGCCGCCGGGAAUUCAGAAUGAGCGCGUCCAGCUGCAAAUGUCAACACGGUCGCCGUCGCUCCCCACCUGCGCCGCCUUGGGCAGAGAAAUGAAUCCAACCUGCACACUUCUGUCGUCCUUGCUGCUCUCCGUGAUAGUCCAGGCGACGCCGCCCCCACCGUCCGGGCCCCCGCCGCCCCCGCAGCAGCAGCAGCCGCCGCCCCCGCAGCAGGCGCCGGCGCCGCCACCCAGCAGGACCGCCGCGACGCCCGGCAGCCCCCCGGCGCCGCCCCCUCAGGCCCCCACGACCGGCGGCGGCCCGACGAGCGCCACCUCGACGAGCAGCGGCAGCGCCAGCGGCAGCAGCACGCCCGCCGCCCCCGCCGGCGCCCUCGCGCCGCCCCCGCAGCCGCAGCAGACGCCGCCCCCGCAGCAGGCGCCGCCGCCGCCGCACAGCGACGCGAGCGUCGAGGCGACGCCCGCCAACACCGGCAGCACGACGACGUCGGCCGGCCCGCUGCACAUCCCGGCCAAGCGGCUGACGUACGCCGACUGCCCGCCAGACGUGGGCCUCGGCGGCGCCGCGCCGCCCGGGCUCGCCGGCGGCAACGGCGCGGGCGCCGCGGCGCUCGCCGGCGCUGGCGUCAUCCGACACUCGCAGGGCUCCGGAGGAGGCGCGGGUGGCCAGCCUUGGUCGGCGUACGACUCGUUCGAGCAGCACUACCCACCGCCCCCGCCCACCUACUAUAACCUGGCAGCGGAGCCCGGCGCGGGCAGCGGCGGGGGCGGCGCGGGUUCCGGGGGCGGCGGCGGCGCGGGCAGCGUCCGCUCCUCCAAGUCUUCGUCGUCCACUUCCUCCACCUCGAUGGCGGCCAACGCAGUAGCGGCGGCCGCGGCGCUCAGUUUCUGGUCGCCGGCCAACGUGGCGUCGUCGGGCGCCGGGGGCGGCAGCGCGGGAGGCGGGGGUGGCGGCGGCGGGGGCGGCGGCGGCGCGGGCAGCGGCGGCAGCGGCACCAACUCAGGCGGCGGCAACACGCCCGAGUACAAGUACUCGGCGGCGGUGGGGGCGGGCUCCGGGGGCGGCGCGCAGGACUGCCACCAGGGCUUCUCGCCGCAGUCGUGGUGCAACUACUCGGCGUACGGCUCGCGCCACCACCCGGGGGCGGCGGCGGCGCACGUCGACCCGCACCACCACCACCACCACCACCACCAGUACUCGGCCGAGGACCGCGGCCGCGUCGCCGCCGCCAUGGCGGACGCGGGCUUCGCCGCCGCCGCCGCCGCCGCCUCCCACGACGGCUACGGGCUGCGCCAGUACGGCGCGCCGGACCCCGUGCCCACGUCGCCGUACCCGCCCCCAGGAACUAAAGGCAGCGCGCAGUGGGCGGCGAGCGAGCAUUACCCGCCGCGGGGCUUCUCAAGGGACGACAUGCAGAGGUACCUGCGCCACCACCAGUCCGUCAUCCAGGACCUGCGGCUGCGCUCCGACUCAAGUAAAGCCCUCUGA
Messenger RNA from Schistocerca gregaria, 1783 nucleotides. RefSeq names its product trithorax group protein osa-like. Lineage: Eukaryota; Metazoa; Arthropoda; Insecta; Orthoptera; Acrididae. The transcript has 5 exons. The coding region runs from base 53 to 1783 and encodes 576 amino acids. The record is from RefSeq and is a predicted model, not a curated record.